CUUGUUAAUAUAUGUGAGAACACGAAUCUUGAAUUGAUACUAAUUUUUCUUUCCCUGUAAUAAAAAAAAAUAUAUAGAACAAUAAACAUUCUUCAUUCAUAGUGCAUUCGCUACAAUUUCUCUGUGUGUUGAAAAUUUCGAUAGGAUUUGAAGAUUUCUUAAAAAGAAGUGAAGAAGAAGGAAUAAAUACCUGUGAGGAUGAAAAAAAGGCAGUUGAAUAUAAUGCUGUGUCGAUAAUGCUGCGUAUCAAUAAAUAUUCAAAUAUGGAUUCGGUACAACGACAAUGCUAGACACGAUUAAAGAGAAAGCGUUAGCGGAUUCACGAUGGAGUGGCCUUACGGCCUAAGAAGCGUUAUUAGACGCAAAAACUGACACGCGAGAUUUGAUACUAAGAAUUCAGCGAGCAUUGUCAUCUCUUUAUCCCCCCUCCCACCAUUUUCAUCACCUACAUGUAUCAUCAAUUAUACAUACGCAAGUACACACAUUAUAUUAUCGCAUUAUCGCUCAUCCUAUUCCGAUUGUGGGAAAACUACAAUCUAGACAAUAGCAUUCAUAGUUACACAGAUAUAUAUAUAUAUAUGUGUGGAAACGUACGUUACCUCCGUUCCCUCCGGAUCCGCCAUUUGUGUGCUCGAGUAACACGUUCGUGCCUGUUUUCAGUAACCGCCGCUUCCUCGCUCGACGCACGAUCGACGAUUGAUUCGCAUUUGUCAGACCCCGCCAUUGUCCCCCGUCACCCACGACAACUUCCUGCGUGGAUACGACGUUGAAUCAGGGGUGAGAUCGCGGCGCACCGUCGAAAAACGCCGACGAAACGUACGGAACCGCGGUGAUCCGUUCAAAUCGCGACCGCGCCAUUACGCGCACACACAGGCUCGCCCGUUCGCGAGCGCCGUCAACGUCAUUCGCAUGAAAGCUGUCGACAAAAGCUUGAAAACAUGGACACCCGCGGUGUCGCGCCGUGCACCGGACAACAUCGUGUCCUCGGACUACACGACAAUGAAGGUCUUCGUGCCCUCGUAUGAAAAGUGCGUCGGCAGUUGAUUCGAACGAUAGAGACCAGCCUCCAUAACCUUUGUGAAACUGUUCUCAAUAACGAAUUCGGUUGCUUGUACCAAGGCCUGUUCACAAUCUGUUAUAUUUAAAUAUUAUCAUACAUGCAUUUUCAAAUACUUUGAACCAGUAAUAUGACAUAUACAGCAUUCGUACGCAUCAUUUUAUUAGCUAAGAUGUUUUUAAGUAUGUAUUUAAGACACGAUCUUAAAUAUAAAAAUGUACUGUAAACAAACCUUAGUGCGCAUUCAAUGUGCACUAGUAUUUAAGUUAUACACUUGUUUCACUCUAAGUGCAAUAAGUGCAAUCCAGUUCGGCUGACUUUUGCAAGACCAGCGCUAAAACAUAAAAAAGAACAGACCCAAUAUAUAAUAUAUAAUAUAUUUAGAAAUAAAUAAUAAGGAAAUGACAGUGACUAGCAAUUAUAUAUUAACUGAAAAAGUGUUACACCUGUUUUGUCGCGUUUAUUACAUGAAUUACAGAGAAUUGCGGCCUCGUAUCGAACAACUGCUCACGAACGACUAUCAGCGGAUCUGGUGGAAAGAGAAGCAAACCUGGGACGAGAGGGUUGCUGAAAAAACUCCGGGCAAAAUAAUACUACCUCGUAUGCUGAUCAAGAAGAAAGUUCCUACGUGCGUGACCGUUAAAUAUCGAACGCAGAGGGACCGAUGGAAGGGAAGAAAAAAGCAGGAUUCAAAAUCCAAUUUAAAGACAGAGGAGAUUAAACAGGAGUCGACCAUGAACGAUUCGAACGAAGAAGAGUUAAAGUCCGUGGAAGACAACAAUGGGAAAUUAGAAAAAUGCGAAGAAACGAAGUCAGAAAAGCUUAAUGAAACGCAAUUGGAGAGUGAGAAUGAGAAGGAAGAUGAAAGUAAAGAAGAGAGUGAAGGAGAAAAAUACGAAGAAACGAAGUCAGAAAAGUAUAAAGAAACUCAAUCGGAGAAUGAGAAAGAGAAAGAAGAUGAAAGUAAAGAAGAGGGAGAAGGAGAAAGUCAUAUUGAUUGA
Messenger RNA from Dinoponera quadriceps, 2058 nucleotides. Its product is annotated as myb-like protein X. The record is from RefSeq and is a predicted model, not a curated record. Bases 1459 to 2058 code for a protein of 199 amino acids. The transcript has 2 exons. Lineage: Eukaryota; Metazoa; Arthropoda; Insecta; Hymenoptera; Formicidae.